UAAAGGGAGGCGGCCGCGCCCCGUCAGCUCAUCCGGUUGGUCGGUCUCCUUCCCUCCCUCCCUCCCUAUCGUCUGUUUCCUUCGGCCGAAAAGCUCCCCUGUUCCCUGCCCCUGCUCCGCCCCUCCUCGUCCCCGGCCUCCGCUCCGCUCUCGGUAAUUGGAUGGCCUCGCCUACGACGCCGACGAAGUCCACCGGCGCCCAGGAGGAAGCCGCGGCCCGCCAGUCGCUCAUCGGGAUCUCCCAGUCCAUCCCGGCGGCGGGAGAGGCCCUGAGCGUCAAGUCGCCGAACGGCCGCACGGAACACGGGCAGGACGACAGCGGGGCGGCCGACAAGUCCAGGUCGAUGCUCAUGUCCAUCUCCAACCAGUCGCCGGAGGCGCGCCAGCCCACGCCGUGCCCGCACAGCAAUGCCGCUUAGGCUUAAGCUUGAUCUUAGUCCUGUAAUAGUACUGAUUAGCCCUGCAGCUGCAGCUGUCCAUAUGUUGCAGGCUCUUGUGUGGCGCCCCUAAUAAUCGCCAUGUUCCUGGGUUUUCGGUGAUGAAAUGAUAUGCAGUCUGGAAUACUGAUUACAUAGUUA
Messenger RNA from Triticum aestivum (bread wheat), 578 nucleotides. RefSeq lists its product as uncharacterized. The record is from RefSeq and is a predicted model, not a curated record. Bases 162 to 419 code for a protein of 85 amino acids. The transcript is spliced from 2 exons. Lineage: Eukaryota; Viridiplantae; Streptophyta; Magnoliopsida; Poales; Poaceae.